This is a messenger RNA of Paramecium pentaurelia, 2911 nucleotides long. NCBI's taxonomy places the organism in Eukaryota, Ciliophora, Oligohymenophorea, Peniculida, Parameciidae. The record is from the annotation of a GenBank genome assembly.
AUGAAAUAACUAUUCAAACUAUUUGCAAUGAAUAUAAUAUUGAUUGCCAAUAUUCUCUAAAGUUUAUGGUGGAUGAUAUUGGCUUUAUAUUUAAUCUAACCAAUAAAUUAGAUUGCAUUUUAUUUACAAAUAGGGUGUGUCACAAUGAGGAUUUUAUAAUAAAUUUUGAUCACAAGAAAAUAUGGUUUGUAUUUAUUUGUGCAUAUAGUAUCUCUCUUUUAUUACGUGAUGUAUAUUGAAACUUUAUUACUUUUAAAAAUUGAUUACUCUUUAGGCAUCUUCUCUAGUAGUUUAUUAAUAAUUGUUACAUAUAAUUCUUAUUUGAAAUUUGCAGUUUAAAAAUGGAGUCAGAUAUGUAAAUUAGGACUUCCAUUUUAUAUUAUUUUAAGACUCAUAUCCAUAAUAUUCAUUACCUUUAGUUAUUAUUCUUUAGAAAGCUUAUUAAUUAUAAUAGUUGUUUUAGUAUAAUAUUUGUUAACUACAGAUUAAUAAAUUGAGAGAAUUCAUGUAAGUAAUAAUAACGAUUAAAUUAAAACAAAAAUAAAUGCUAAAAUACCAGAAUUAUAAUUGAAAAUAAUGGAAGACAAGGAAUCACCUAAUAAUCAAUAAUAAUCUUUAAUAAAAUCCUUAAGUAGAGUAUCACUAAUUCAAACACCUUUAAAAAGUUAAAGUAUAUUAAUGAAAGACUAACAAAGUGAUUCAAAAUUGGGCUUAUUAUCUAAUUUUACAAAUUUAUCAAAAUCUUAAAAGAAUAACAAGGUUUCUGAAAAAUCAGAUUUACAAUUACACAUAUUUUAUUAAAAUUUAAUCAAUAUAUUUCCAUAAGGUAUUUUAAUAUUAAAUCAAUUUUAAUAAGUCAGUUAUAUGAAUAAUAAAUGUGAAAAAUUAUUAGAAUGUUAAGGAGGAGAUUAAGUUUUAGAGAAAAUAAAGAUUUGUGUUAAUGAUGCUAAAAUGUCAGAUAAUGAAAGUGAAGUUUCAAAUUUUUUGUAAACCACAAAAUAAAAUAGAUAAAUAAAUUAAUAUACACUUUAAAGAAUAGUAAGAAAAUUAUAAAAAGAAAAUAGAAGAGCAGAUGUUUUGGAUAUUAUGCUUUAUCCUUAAAAAUAUUAUGGAAUAUUAGAUUAGAAAGGAGAAGCAUAUAGUUAAGAAGAUUCAAAAACAGAUUAAUUAACAUUUUAAUAAUAAAUAUUUAUAUAUGAAUGGUUAAUGGAAUCUGAAUUGUAGAAUAGAAUUAAUUAAAAAAAACUGAAAUUAAUCAUCAUACCAACUUCAAUGACUGGUUAAUAAUAAGAAUACAUAUCUCUUCCUUCAUAAAAUAAAUGCUCUAGUAAAUUGAAUAUAUAAAUUAAUAAUGAUACAGAAAUUCCAGUUCUACUUAUUAUGAUUAAGAAUAUUACAAGCAAACAUAAAUAUUAAUAGAUGAAAGAUGAAUAAAUUAUUCAUCAUAGUCUAAUAAAAUCAUUUUCACAUGAAUUGAGAACUCCACUUAAUUCAUGUUAACAUAUGUUAAAUCUAAUUAAACAUUAAUUAAUUGAAAAGACUGUAUAAGAAUAUAUUGAUAUUGCUAUGUGUUCUAUUACCUUAUUGAUUCAUCAAAUUAAUGAUAUACUUGAUUAUGCUGCUAUUUAAUCUUUUUCUUUCUCUUAUCGUAUUACAAGAUUUACUAUAAAUUAGAUUAUUUAAGAAAUAGAGAAUCUCUAUAAAAUAUAAAUGAGAUAAAAAAAAAUAAAAUUUGGUAUUAAAGCUAAGUAAUCUUUAAGAGAUUUAAUUAUUUGUAAUGAUAAAUAAAGGAUACUUUAGAUUCUUGUAAAUUUAUUAAAUAAUGCAGCCAAAUAUACAAAAGAGGGAGGAAAGGUUAAGUUAACUAUAAAAUAAAAUAGAUUAUUUUAUCUUAAAAUAUAAGUUAAGGAUAAUGGUAUUGGAAUAGAAGAUGAUAAAUUAACAUUAAUUUAAAAUAGUUUGAAUGGUAAUUUGGAAUUUGGUGCAAGAUUAAAAACUCAAUAAGUUACUUAAAAAGCAGGAUUAGGUUUAAAUAUUGCAGCUAAAUUAGUAGAAGGUUUAAUUGAAUAGAAUAAUAAUUAAUUAUUAAUCAGUUCAAUUAAAAAUUAAGGAACAAAGGUAUCAUUUUAAGUUUAGAAUUUCUUAAAUACAACAAAUGAUUAAUAUUAAUCUAAUUUAGUAUCUUAAUUAACAGGAAGAUUUAAUUAAUCAGGUAUUUAAAAUACAUUAAGUGAAAAGAAAUUUGAUGAUAGAAUGUUAAUUAAAUCAAUGAAUUCAAAAUUAGAUUAAGAUAGCUAAUUUUAAGAUCAUUUUAUUUAUGAAUCAGAAUCUUCUUUGAAUACACCUUAAUUAAAUGAUAAUUUUAAAUAACCAUAAAUAUCUUUACCUAUAAGUCCUGAAUAUUUCUCUCAUAAAUUCAUUUCUUCAUGUAAAAACUUAUUACAUGUAGAUACAAUACAAAAAAGUAUAUCAUUAUGUGAUAAAUGUGUUCAUGUUUUAAUUGUUGAUGAUAUUCCCUUUAAUUAAAUAGCACUUAAAUUAAUGCUUAAACAUUAUUAAAUUGAAGCAGAUUAAGCAUUUGAUGGAUUAUAAGCAAUUGAUAAAGUCAAAACUAAAUUAUAAGAACAUUGUUCUAUUUAUAAAUUAAUAUUUAUGGAUAUUGAAAUGCCAGGUAUUGAUGGUUUUUAAACUAGUAAAUAAGUAUUAUAUUAAUUAUAUAUAUAUAUUAUAGAUUAAUGAAUUGACAUAAUAAUAAUCAAUGAUAGUAAUUUGUUCAGCUUAUGAUACUUAGUAAAAUCUCAUUGAAGGACAAAAAGUAGGGAUCUCCACAUUUCUUCCAAAACCUGUAAAGUAGGACGAAUUGGAAGUAGUAUUAAGGACACUCUUUUAAAUUAAAAGGAAUUUUAAUUGA